Knipowitschia caucasica is the source of this 1050-nucleotide messenger RNA. Lineage: Eukaryota; Metazoa; Chordata; Actinopteri; Gobiiformes; Gobiidae. The record is from the annotation of a GenBank genome assembly.
AUGCGAGCAACGGGUGCCACUCUGGACGUGGUGAUGAACCUGCAGUUUCACUACAUAGAGAAACUGUGGCAGACCUUCUGGUAUGCGAGCAUGCCAUCUAGUGAUGUGAGCACGUCUGUGGGGGAGGAGGACAUGGAGGCCAUGAUCCCACGGGAGAGGCUGCUGUGCCUGUGUAAAUUCGAGCCAGUGCGACUGUGGAUGAGGAGCUGUGACCACAUCUUGUACCAGGCUCUAGUGGAGAUCCUCAUCCCAGAAGUGCUGCGCCCAGUGCCCAGCACACUCACACAAGCCAUCCGUAAUUUUGCCAAGAGCCUUGAAGGCUGGCUGACAAACGCCAUGACCAGUUUUCCUCAUGAAAUAAUCCGCACAAAGGUGGCAGUAGUGAGUGCCUUUGCCCAGACCCUGAGGAGGUACACCAGCCUAAACCACCUGGCUCAAGCUGCCCGCGCCGUCCUCCAGAACACCUCCCAGAUCAACCAGAUGCUCUCCGACCUCAACCGGGUGGACUUCGCCAAUGUUCAGGAGCAGGCCUCCUGGGUGUGUCAGUGUGAUGAGAGCGUGGUGCAGCGUCUGGAGCAGGACUUUAAGGUGACCCUGCAGCAGCAGAGCUCUCUGGACCAGUGGGCCACCUGGCUGGACAACGUUGUCACAGAAGUGCUGAAGCCUCACCAGGGCAGCCCUGGCUUCCCCAAGGCUGCACGACAGUUCCUGCUCAAGUGGUCUUUCUACAGCUCCAUGGUGAUCCGGGACCUGACCCUCCGCAGUGCAGCCAGUUUUGGCUCCUUCCACCUGAUCCGCCUGCUGUAUGACGAGUACAUGUUUUACCUGGUGGAGCACCGCGUGGCCCAGGCCACCGGGGAGACGCCUAUUGCCGUCAUGGGAGAGUUCAGUGACCUCAGCUCCAUGAUGCCUUCCCUUCUGGAAAAAGACCCCUCCUUCUCCGAUGAGACCAGUGACAUGGGAAGUGAUGCAGACGCCUCACGGGACCCCAACGAGCCAGCCGUGAAGCGGGAGAGGAUCGAGCUCAGCAACACUCUGCAGGAGAUGUGA